Plodia interpunctella (Indianmeal moth) is the source of this 1955-nucleotide messenger RNA. Its product is annotated as synaptic vesicle glycoprotein 2B-like. Gene Ontology annotation, biological process: transmembrane transport. Gene Ontology annotation, molecular function: transmembrane transporter activity. The record is from RefSeq and is a predicted model, not a curated record. The coding region runs from base 93 to 1604 and encodes 503 amino acids. The transcript is spliced from 11 exons. NCBI's taxonomy places the organism in Eukaryota, Metazoa, Arthropoda, Insecta, Lepidoptera, Pyralidae. Gene Ontology annotation, cellular component: membrane.
UCGAGGCACAAUAUCGAUGUAAUGUGCUGCCUUGCAUUCAGUUGGACGCGUUUCUUGACAUUUUUCUUUUAAUUUACUUUAUUUAAGUUAAAAUGACUGCAAAAUUGGACAAGGUGCCGUUCGAGGAUGCCCUCAACAUGACAGGCUUCAGCAAAUUCAACUUGUACCUGUUGAUCCUAUCCGGCGGCAUCAUCACGGGGAUGGUGUUCGAGAUAUUCUCUGUGGCCUAUCUCGUCCCGGCCAGCGCCUGCGAGCUGAGCACCACUAGCGCUCAGCAGGGCAUGAUGGCCGGCAUGCCUCUGGUCGGUAUCAUAGCCUUUUCACACAUUUGGGGCUAUUUAGCCGACACUCGUGGUAGAAAGAAAAUCUUAGUGUACUCCAUGAUGCUGGGCUUCUUCACCGGAGCCCUGGCGACUCUAUCUCCCAACUGGAUCGUCUACUGCAUUCUGAAACUGCUGUCCUCAAGCGCGGUAUCUGGCUCAUACGCGUUGUCCAUGGCUUUCCUGGGCGAGUCUACUCCAGCAGCGAGGAGGAACAUGAUGAUCAUCCUCACUAGCACCGUCUAUAUGUCCUGCCAGGGAAUUAUGGCCGCAAUCACAAUCCCUGUGUUACCCCUUACCUUCUCCUACUACAUUCCGUUCCUGGACAUCCACUUCAACUCCUGGCGCCUCCUCAACCUGAUCUUCAGCAUUCCCUGCAUCAUCAGCUCCUUCGGCCUCAUGUUCGCGUACGAGAGCCCCAAGUACCUGCUCAGUUCUGGCGACCACGAUGGCGCUAUGGAUAUAUUGAGGAAAAUGUUCAUGAUCAAUACUGGGAAAAGUGGAGAUUUGUAUUUGGUGAACUCCGUGGUCCUAGACGAAGACAAUGGCAUGAAAGAGAUCAAGGGUUUCUGGUCGUCAGUGGUCGCUCAGACCGUGCCGCUGAUGAAGCCCCCCUUAUUGUGGAAUACUUUUAUUAUAUCGCUCAUCUUCGUUAUAGUUUACAUUUGUUUCAAUCCGUACAUGGUGUGGCUGCCGUUUAUCGCUGACGGUGUGAUACGCGCGCUGCAGGACGGCACUGAAGGUUUGACCUUCUGUGAGAUGAUCCGGUACUCGCAGAACGCUACCAUCAGCGGACAGGUAGAAAACAAAUGCGGUCUGAACGACGUCGCCAUGUCUAUGGUCUUCUCCAUCGGUAUAUUUAUGGCCGUUCUGAAUUCCAUCAUGGGCGCGAUGGUCAACUACUUGGGGCGAAAAAAUCUGCUCAUUGCUAUACAAGUCGUGUCAGGCGUAGCAGGUCUGUGCGUGAACGCCACCACCUCCUGGAUCCUGAGCGCCAUCCUCUUCAUCAUCUACGUGUCUGGUGUCAUCAACUUCGGCUUCUUGUCCACCUUUAGCGUCGACGUCUUCCCCACAUAUGUCAAAGCAAUGGCUGUCUGUCUAACACUGAUGGUGGGGCGGGCGAGUGCUGUGCUUGGCAUCAAUCUGCUGAAAGACCUGCUGGACACCAACUGCGAAGCUUCGUUCUACAUCUUUGGAGGCAUUACAAUCUUGGGUGGAGUAAUUGCAUUCUUGCUGCCUUCGGACAGAGCUAUAAUCAAACAGAAGAAAUGUCCUGAAACUUGAAAAGUAGUAUAAUGGAACAGAGGCAGUAGUAUUACUUUUGAAAGAACAAUGUUUCCGAUAUGAGAAGUACAGAUCAACAGAUAAGAGUAGCAAACAUACAGAAUCGAUCAUCAAUUUCAUAAACCCAUGGAAGGAAUAUUGCGAACCUUAUGAAUAUAUAGCUCUAUCAUUUGUUUUUAAACUACUCUUUUGUGUUGCUUUGUCAGCAAAGUAUGAGAUUAUUUAAUACUCAAUUUUAUAUUUUAUUUUUCAUUCUUUAUAUGAAUUAUUGUUUAAGCCGAGUUAGAUCUAUUAAAUCUUCCCACUUAUACAAAAUGUGUCUGACCAUAAAAUUAAACGUAGUAAAUACUA